Messenger RNA from Metopolophium dirhodum (rose-grain aphid), 5096 nucleotides. It is a transcript of the gene MnM, whose product is annotated as titin homolog. The transcript is spliced from 10 exons. Lineage: Eukaryota; Metazoa; Arthropoda; Insecta; Hemiptera; Aphididae. Gene Ontology annotation, molecular function: protein binding. The coding region runs from base 1181 to 4750 and encodes 1189 amino acids. The record is from RefSeq and is a predicted model, not a curated record.
AAUAUUAUUGUUUUUCCUUUUAAAUCUAAAAGAAAUACGUUUUAAUGUAGUUUUUGAGAUUUUAAAUCAUAUCUAAAUUUUUUUUUGGACAUUUUCAAUUUUCAUUAAUUUUAAGGGUAUUAAAUCCUAUAAUAGCUUAUUAAUUAAAUUAUGGUAAGCAAAACAAGUUAUUGUAUUAAAAUUCAGUGUUGAAAUUACGAAUCAUGUGGACGAAAACCCGUAUAAAAUCUUAAGGUCAUUAAUGAUAGGUUAGUAUAAUACUUAGGCACCUAUAUGACGUAUCUUAUAAUCAGGGACGUAACUCUAAGUGAACUUUUGGUGGUUGUGACGAGGAUUUGAGUUAAGUAAAUCAUUAAUUUUAACUUGACAUUUCAACAUUUAUUUUAUAUUCAAUUGUAAGUUUAAGGGUUUUUGAUGACGUGAGGCCCAUUUCCCGGCAUCAAGUUUUGCCAGUGAUUCAAACACGUUUCUCGUUGCAAAUAGGUCCGUCGAUUCACAUAAAAGAAAUUUAAAUGCAUUCCUCUCAUAGCUUGAAAUCUAAAAGUCUAAAUCUCUUUUGAAAUUGUGGCAACUUUCCAUGCCCCUUCGGCCAGCGCUAUCGUCAUAGUGACGUCUACGUCUGUGGCGCGGCGCCUUCUCCGUCACGCCAUCGUUUUAAUAAUAAUAAUAGCAAUAAUAAUCACAAUAAUAAUACUGUAAUAAUAAUGGUAAAAAUUAUAAUACCAAUAAUCAUAAUAAAAUGAAAUUAAUAAUUCCGAUGAAAAUAAUAAUCAUAUUAUAAUAAUAACGUGUAUAAAAAACGGCGCCUGCACCGCUGCGUUGGUCGAGUGUGAAAAACGUACAGUGCGCAGCAGGUCCACGGGCACCGGCUAGACCCGACAGCAGCUGUGUGUGCGUUCUAUUUUCGGUGAUAUUCGUGUGUCAGACUUCUGAGCCGUCGCACGCUCUCUCGACCGCCCGAAAGACGAUUAUACACACACGCGCAGUAUAUUAUAUUAUUAUAUUAUACAAAAAUCGUAUACCGUAAACCACGUACAAUAUAUGCGCCGACCGCCUUUGUGAAUUCGAUAAUUUCGUCGUAUUAUUAUUGUCGCACUGCGCACAUCCGUCCAGCAUAUCCGUCACCGCGUGCGUCCGGUCAGACCGGCCCCGCGGAGAGCACUUUGGAUGGCAGUGCACCAUGGGCAAUUCGUCUUCGUCGCACGGCAAACUGCACAGGCUGCAGCACAACGGUGCGGCUAGUUCCCGAGAUCAUCUGUCGUCGUCGUCGUCGUCCGAGAGGUUCACUUCCGGUCCACCGUCCGCACCGGGAAAACCGUAUCUAGUGGUCGCUGAUCCAGCAGACGAACCGGACGUGAUAACUGUCAAGUGGAAACCACCGGCCCGUGACUGCGGUUCGAAAAUCACAGGGUAUAUCGUUGAGCAUCGUCGGACAAUUUCGCCGCACUGGGUCAAAGCCACACCGGGAAAAGUCCAACAUAAUCAGCUGACGUUGAGUGGCCUCGAGCCAGGAUGGCGUUAUCAGUUCAGAGUAAAAGCCAUCAACGCAUCGGGACAAUCGCCACCGAGCAUCGUUUCAGAUCCGGUCACGAUGACCGUUCACAGGACGGCGGUUGUGGCACCGGUUUUUGUCUGUGGAAUAGAAGACCGCGUCGCGUUGGAAAACGACCAGGUAAAAUUCGAAGUGGAGUUUGAAGGCACGCCAGCACCGAAAAUCAGUUGGUUCAAAGACGGGUUUGAACUUCUCAGUAACAGACGUCAAAGAGUGAAUACCGAUAACGGAAUGAGUACAUUAUACAUUCAUCAGGCCGAGUACUCGGAUGAAGGAGAAAUAAAAUGUUCAGCUACAAACAGAGCUGGCCACGCGAUAACAAAGGCUAGGUUGAGACUCGAAGCACCACCCAUGGUUCGUUUACCGCAAGAUUACGAAGAAGGUUUGCUCUUGGAACAAAAUGAACCAAUGAGAUUAAAAGUUUCAGUUUCCGGUCGUCCGUUACCACAAGUUACUUGGCUUCACGAUGGGGAAGAAAUCCGGGGCGGUGAUAGGUUCGAAGUGAUUCAUACAGAUAAAUAUGCCGCCUUAAAAUUAGCAUGUGUUAAAAGAUCAGAUAGAGGGUGCUAUCAAAUUCAAGCAGUAAACCCGUUGGGUGAUCAUAUGGCCUCAUUUUUGGUUACUGUUACGGAUAGACCUUCACAGCCAGGUAAAGUGCAUGUAUCCAAAACGUCUGGUAAAUCUGUAACACUCUCCUGGAAGCCACCGGAAGAUGACGGAGGCUGUAAAAUUGGAAAUUAUAUUAUUGAGUAUAAUAGAGUUGGCUGGGAUAUGUGGUUAAAAGCGUCGACCAGUAGACAACUUACGGCAGACCUCGACGAUUUACUUGAGGGUUCGGAAUACAGAUUUCGAGUAAAAGCAGAAAAUCCUUACGGUAUGAGUUUACCAAGCGACGUAUCUGAACCAAUAUUUUUACCGGAUAUCAAACGAGGUAUAUACAAGCCGGUUGUCACACCAGCUCUCCUGUUCGAGGACGAAGAAAAGCUAAUACAGAUUCAAGAAACGGAGAUGUUAGAGUACUUUGGUCGAAAAUCAAAGUCUCCGGAGCCGUUGUCUAAAGCGAGGAAACUAAGUGUAGACGAGGUUUCACCUCCUGUACCAAAGAGACGAAAAAAAAAGUCAAAGACCGAUUUAAAUAACUCAGAGACGGAUAUUUAUAAAUCAUUUAGUUAUCUAGACGUAUCCGCUGAGACCUGGCAACAGCCAAUUGAACAAAAGGACCAUUGGGGUUUACCUCCUGGAUUAAAGACAAAUAAUGAUAGGAUAAGUCAGGGAGAUACAACGAACUCUCAAAUACCGCCAAUGAAUUAUAAAACAAAAAGGAAUUCAACAGAUUCUUUAUUACUAUUGAAUUUCGAACGAGGAUCAGCUCCACCCAUUUCAUUAUCAUCUCCGGAAUUAGGUGCAGAGUCUGAAGGUUUCGAAGAACAUUUAAGGAACUCUUACAGCUCUAGUGAACUUCUCUACGAACGAAACUUAAAUAGGUUCAAUGGAUAUUCAAACAAUGAAAAUUUAUCUUCCGAAGCUCAAAAAAUUGCAAUUUAUGCGAUGGAUAGGAAAAAUAGUUUAAGGCGCUCACCUAUCACUAGAAGAUCAAAUGAUGGCUCUGAAGAAAAAUCAAUUUUUAGCGAUUCAGAUUCAGUUCAUAGUGUUGUCGAUAUUUCUAAAAGAACAAAUGCAAAUAGUUUUAUGUCGUUAGCGAACAGCAUAGAAGAAGAAGAAAUCAUGAACGAUGCUAAAGAAAUAAUUGACGACGACAAUCCGGAACAGUCUACUUCAUUUUCUGGUCAAGAGUCUGAAACGUCAAUAGAAUCUGACGAUGAUUAUAAUAUGUCAGACAGAUCGGAAGAAAAGUUUACCAAUUUUGGAAGUGGAAAACGAGCGUUAGAAAACAAUACGUCUAGCGCUUUUUUUUCAACAGUGUAUUAUGACGAUGAUUAUAUGUCAGAUCAGAAACUGUCUGAUAGGGAACGGUCAAAGUCACCAGCCAAAUGGGUGGAAAAGGUCAACGGUGGAGCAUCUACAUCAGCCGCCAUAGGCUCUGAAAAUUCUGAUCGAAGACCGUCGGCGACGGCGGUAAUUCCACCGUCCAUGGAAGAUAGGUCGGAAAAGUCUGACUCGAUGUCACAAGACUCCUUAAAUUACUCUAAUGAAUCGACUGAUAGUGGUGAAUAUUCUCGGCCGGAUGAGAACAAAUCAGACACAGCUGAUAUAUCUACGGUAGAGAUGUCAGUGGAUGCUAUUUAUCGACCAAGAGACGGGAUCCCCAAGUACGCAAUGUUACCAAAUCCGUUCUUCAAGGAAAAUGCAUUUGCAGCCGACAGUUCAGAGCAGGUUAAAUUCAAAUUAUCGUCAGAUUCGAUCGGUAUCGUACCACCUGAGAUACCGGAACGGGAAACCACCAUUGGUAGUGGCGUUAGACCGACGCUUCCAGUCAUUACGGUUACGGAGACGAGCGAUCGCAGUCCCAAGUCUGUGCUGAAGAAGAUUUUUGUGCCACCGUUUUUUAGUAGACAGGCAAAUGGGCCGGACCGCGACAGGUACGAUGAUCAAGUUACUCGAAAGAAGUCUCCGGGACGAGAGUUGAAGAUAUCCCAGGCAGCAAGUAAUGGAGACGACGCAAUUGAGCCUCCAGUCAUCACUGUCGAUACCUGCACAGAUGACAAUGCCAACUCAUCCACUGACACUGAUACCACCGCUGCCGCCGAGAUGAUCGCGGUUAGACAUUACGGUGCCAUAGUGGAACAGUACAGUGGAGUGGCCAGGAGACCUGUAGCAAAAACUUAUUUGGACUUUGAACAGUUGAAAAUGGCUGCUGCCAUAGAAUGCGGCGAUGAACCAGUCGUUAGAUUUGAAGCCGGCCUACGGAAUGACUACGAAGAAGACGGCGACGUGGAUGAAGAAUAUGGGGACGAAGAAUACUAUGACGAGAGCGGUGAAUAUUCGGCCACGUUGUCCGUACAACCGGAAGCCGGUGUAGAUCUGGCGACGUCUGGAGAAUGGCUAUCGGCCGUCGUGCUGCAUCAGCCAGAAAUUCCCGAGCCCAACGCGGUACCGUAUUUGAAGAUAUUCGGCAACCUUUCGUUGGCAGUGUUCGGUUAUUGGCUAUACAUGUGCAAGGAUGAAAAGCUGUCCGUACCGGUAUUUGGGUUUCUGUUGUUCCGAUUCUUCAAGACACAAGUGUGGGACAGGAUUUGAUUUUUGGCGAUUUGUGUAUAUAUGAUAUAUGUAUACACAUUCAAUUACCACUGUCCACGAUAUACUCGUGGCCCAGAAAAGUGUGAAAUGGAAAAAGACAGGGUUCCGUAAGCUAUAUAUGUCCAAUGUCCAUAAUGUUUAAUAUUUAAACAUGUUUAUUCUCUAUUUAUAUUAUUUUAUUGUUAAUUAUUAUUUUUAUUUUUUACACUUAAUAAGAAAUGUAACAGUAAUGUUGUUCAUGUUAGGAAAUUGUUGUUUUAUACUGAACGUUAUAAAAUAUUAUGAAACAAAUAAAAAAUAAUAUUUUAUAUCCUGGGCGUUCGAGACGUUCGGUGUUGACCUAAAA